GCCAUCGCCAUUUUUGUCUCAAGGCUCAGGCCGUCGUGGCCCGGGGGCCCUCCUUGCGCGCGCCAUGGAUCCUCUCGCCGCCGCCGUGGCGGGCUCCGUGCUGGCGCCGGGGCUGGUGCCCUGCGCGCCUCGGGUCCCUGCCCUGGACCUCGCCGCGGUGGCCGCAGGCCGCGGCCGUACCAGCAAACCGGAGGCGGAACCGUGCUGCCAGGACCACCCGCCGCGCAAGGAGGUGGUGCGCUCGGCGCCUCAGCAGCGAGGCCCCGGCCUGGGGGCGCCGGCCCUCCAGCGCUUCCCGGGGCACGUCCUCAAGGGCCUGGCCGCCUGGCACCCGCAGGAGCGCUGCCCCGCGACGGAGUCGCUGCUGUUCCCGGGCCUGACCGUGGCGAGCCCGCGGCGCGCGGGCGGCGGCCGCGGCGGCGGCGGCGGGAAGGCGGCGCCCAGGGGCUCAGCGACCUCCGCCGCCAUGGCCGCCGACGCGUGGGCCAGGGUGCGAGGCCUAGAGGGUCCGGGUGCCGCCGCCAAUGUCGGCAGCUGGACGGCGGGUGCUGCCAGGGUGGGGGGGGCGUAGGCUGCGCGCACCGCGACCGUCGUUGCCAGCGGUGUGGCACGUCCCCGUCCUAAGGUGCAGUGCCGUGGGCAGCAGACGGGGCGACACAGGCCACCUCAUGGGUUCCAGGCGGUGUAACUUCUGCCGCCUCGCGGGGCCGUGCCGCGGAUUUUUACCGACUGCACAUUUUAGUUGAUGUUUUUGGUCUGUCUGCCUGUUGCUGCUGCCCCAUCGGCUUCAUCAACGUGCGGCGCUUCACUUUCGGCGGACUGGCGCCAUUGUAUUGGCUCUCUCGUCGGCUCUGGGUGUCGAUUUGCCCGCUCCCGAAGACUAGCACAGCAAUUACAUGGCGUGCUCAUGCCACGAGGCUCACGGAAACCGACCUGUAAGCGGCGGGCGAACGUGACCAUUUGUCAUGGCCCAUGGCUCGCGGCAGCGGGCUCGCUCCUGGAUUAUAUGUCCAAAACUUUUAGUGCGCGCCUGAAGGCGGUUCGUUUAUCGUCUCUGUCGCCGCUUCUCCAAGUUCGAUUGGCCACGCACAUCAUGGCUGCCAGCUUGGACCACGCAGUUUUUACCAGCGCAAGCGGAGCCCUCUGGCAGAGGUGGGAGUA
Prorocentrum cordatum is the source of this 1161-nucleotide messenger RNA. Lineage: Eukaryota; Dinophyceae; Prorocentrales; Prorocentraceae. The record is from the annotation of a GenBank genome assembly.